This is a messenger RNA of Lindgomyces ingoldianus, 1473 nucleotides long. RefSeq lists its product as uncharacterized. The coding region runs from base 1 to 1473 and encodes 490 amino acids. The transcript has 6 exons. The record is from RefSeq and is a predicted model, not a curated record. NCBI's taxonomy places the organism in Eukaryota, Fungi, Ascomycota, Dothideomycetes, Pleosporales, Lindgomycetaceae. Gene Ontology annotation, biological process: positive regulation of transcription by RNA polymerase II. Gene Ontology annotation, cellular component: nucleus. Gene Ontology annotation, molecular function: DNA-binding transcription factor activity; transcription cis-regulatory region binding.
AUGCGAAGUCUCGAUACAUGUUUAACACCAACUGUAGUACAAUUCCUUGACGAAUCUCAAGAAAUCCGCGCCCACUAUGAUUCCGACUGCUCCCCGUUCGGGAGCACUCCGGCUGCUCAGGACUUGUCGCCGGACCUAAGCAGGGCCAAUUUCAACGAUGCGAAUCAUGUGCAGACACCUUCGCCUUCUAUUGUCAGUCCGACUGAGGGACUCACAGUUCUGUCAUUGCUUAAUUCAGAAUCUCCAACCCAACCACAGCAGUCCUCUUCCGCACUGCCAACCUCGUACGGACCGGCGCUUUCAUCCCCAAUUGGAUCGAGUACCCUUGUCCACCAACAGCCCCCAGGAGCUCCAGUGCUAUGGCCACUGGAGCAUGAGCAAGAAGCAAUGCUCCUACGACAUUAUGUUGACGACGUUGCUCUCUUCUUCGACAUGAUUGACGACGAGCGACAUUUUGGUAACCAUGUAGUUCAACAGGCAAAAAAGAAUAGUACCUUGAUGAAUGCUAUCCUUGCCUUGUCUGCCCGGCAACUCAGCCGUACAACGGACUUUGACCCUUACGUCGCGGAUGCCUACUAUCAAAGAUGCUUCCAGACCCUGAUCCCUGCUCUCAAUGACACUGUUGCAAUCAAUGAAGAGUCUCUUUUAGCAGCCACGAUCAUUCUUCGCCUACUCGAGGAAAUGAAUAUAUCGAUUGUCGGAUCCGAUCCUCAAGGCCACCUCUUUGGGACCCAAGCUAUCAUUCGUGCUGCGGAACAACAAUAUGCAGCCACAGAAGGCCCUAGCUUUCGCCAAGCGAUCUACUGGGCAGCAUUCAGGCAAGAGUUAUGGAUCUCUCUCAUGACGCAACGUCCUUUUCAAUUACAUAUUUUCCCUGCCGAUCGUUCCCUCGAGCCUGCCUCGGACUCGAUAUGGGCCACCCGCACAAUUGCUCACCUUGGAGACGUGUGUAACUUUGCGUUUGGCGAAGAGAGGCAUAGCGUCACGAGGUAUGCUCAAUUGAUGGAUGAGAACACUGCAUGGAGGUCCCGGCGUCCAGACAGCUUUGAUCCAUUUUUCUACCGACAUGACCGUGAUGGGAGUGGAAGAAGUUUUCCAGAUAUUAGGUUCCACGAGAAAGCUCAUGCAAUGGGAAAACAAUACAACACUCUUGCGCAUGUUUUACUGGUUGUACACGACCCUACCAUCCCCCAGCUUGGCCCGUCUCAUAAACAGUCGCGGCAAGUAGUUGAUAAAAUGGUUCAAGAAGAUGUCCGAACAUUAUGUGGUGUUGCGUUGUCAAAUCCUAAAGCCUGGCCCUCAAAAUUCGUCGCAUGCUUCGCGAUCGCACUUGUCGGCGACCGAUUCACCCAUCACGAGGACCAAGAGUGGCUUUGCCAAAUGCUCAUCCAGACUGAAGCUGUCCAUGGGUUUCCGCCAAUAUCAACAACAAAACAUCAACUCGAGGAGGCCUGGGGCUGGACUACUUGCUAA